Molecule: messenger RNA, 1605 nt
Organism: Rotaria sp. Silwood2
Lineage: Eukaryota; Metazoa; Rotifera; Eurotatoria; Philodinida; Philodinidae
Source: the annotation of a GenBank genome assembly
AUGGAAUAUCCAUGUGUUAGAUUUACUGAUUUACCUGAUGAAAUUCUUAUGAUUAUUUGUCAAAAACUGAACAAUUUUGACGUUCUUUACUAUUUAAAAGGUAUUAAUCAACGAAUAGAUAGAAUUGUUCAUGAUUCAACUUUUACAAGUCGUUUGAGCUUUGUCAAAUGGUCGAAAUGUAAUUUUAUCGAUCUAUUAGAUUGUGAUACGAUACUUAAUCGAUAUUGUUUACAAAUUUUACCUGAUAUUCAUGAUAAAAUUAAAUGGCUUGAUCUCGAAGCAUCAUCUAUGAAACAUAUUUUAUGUGCUACUGAUUAUCCUAAUUUAAAUAGUCUUGGUCUUUACAAUAUCGAUGAAGAGUCAAUUCAAUAUCUUUCUACGAAUGAAAACUUGUCGUCUGAAAUUUUCAAAAAUCAGAUAACAACAUUUACUCUUGCGAUUAAUGGUAAUAAUGAGAACUAUGAAAUGUUAGAAUCAAUAGCAAACAUUUUUAAUUCCAUCUUCGUUGUAUUUACACGUCUGACUACUUUAAUAUUAUAUGAAUCAUCGUAUAAAAAUCGUGUUCGAUUAGAUUUUAAUGAUCCAUUACUUCCUAAUUUUCGUUCUUCAACUCUUAUGCAAUUGAUUAUUAAUGUACAAUGUUUUGAUGAUUGUCUUUGUCUUCUUGAUGGUCGUUUUACUCAUCUUCAUACACUCUGUGUCGAGUUGGCUAACAUUCAUUCUUCACAUGAAAUUCAAAAUCAAGGCGAUUUGCCAAAUCUAAAACGUUUUUCUAUCUCCUGCAAUUACGGAACAUGUGAUUAUAAUGAUAGAAUUCUUCCACUUUUACAUCGAAUGUUUAAUCUAGAAGAACUCAUUCUAUGUCUUACAGUCUGUCAAGAUAAAACAUUUAUUGAUGGAAACAAUUUGAAGAAAGAUAUUAUUAAUCAUAUGCCACGAUUAAAUCGAUUUUCAUUUUCUAUUGACUCGUUUAUGUUUCUCAAUAAUCAAAUAAAUCUCCCAUCAACAGAAGAUAUUCAAUGCACAUUCAUCGACUUUUCAAAUAUUAAAGUUAUUUCCUAUGUUGAUUAUUUUCCAAAAGCAAAACGAGGUCGAUGUCUUAGCUAUUCUUAUCCGUCUCUAAUGCAAUAUUAUGGCAUUAUUACAAAUAAUUUUCCUGGUGGAUUAUUCAUUAAUGUUCGUAUAGUGUCAUUAUUUGAUGAACAUCCAUUUGAACAUGAAUUUUUUAAUGGAAUACAAAAGUCAUUUCCACUUAUGGAAAGAUUAUCUGUUAAAAAUGAUAAACCACAAAAUUUCAAACAAUUUUAUAGAUCAAUUAAUGAUAAUCGAAAUUUCUCUGUUAUUGAAUAUCCUUUUCUUAAUGAAUUGAUAAUUGUUAGUGUUCAUGAUGAUUAUAUAGAACAAUUUCUACUUCAUUUUAAAGCGUGUUUCCAAGAUAUUAUUCUUUCUAUCAAUUAUGAAUCUUUACAACGAAUAACACAUCAUUUCACAAGAGAUGAUACACGAAUUAAUUGUGCUAAAAUAAAUAAAUUAGUUUUAUAUGGUGAUAAAAAACAUUCGAAUUGUUUACAAGAAUAUUUUCCUUGUGCAAAAAUUUGUUAUUGA